CCCCAUUUUCCUGAGGUGGUGAUUUCAUGGGAAUCCAAUUCUCACCGUCUAUUCAAAUCGCCAGUCCGCAUGUGAUGUGUAAAAGCACCUCCUCUUCACCCCCAUUUUCUCUUUCUCUAUUUCCCCAAACACGCUGUAACAUUUUCUCUCCCCAUCUUCAUUUUCCAAUCCUUUCUCGUGAUUUCGAAUUCCAGAAAAUAUGUUUAAUUGUUGUCCCUGACGCAGUUGUUUUUCCUCAUAUGAUUAAAGCGUAAUUCUCGGAGAUUCCAAACCAGCCAGAUUGCCAGUGAUGGAAUCUUCUUUUUUUCAAAAAUAAUGCAUGAAAAUCUGGAGAGAAAGUGACUGGACAGAGAAAGAUAGCUUUUUUAUUUGUUUUUAACCCCUUUUCUUCACAAAUCUAAAUCUGGGGUUUUCUGGGUCUUCACUUGAGAAUGGGAGUGGUUUCUAUAAGUAUCAAUCUGGCUUUUUUUUUUUCUUGAGUAUUGUAUUGCUUGAAAAGAGAGAGAGAGAAUGGGGCGGGAUCAUAUAUAAUAAUGAAGUCAUAUACAGUAAAGGAUUAAAAUGAAUAAUAUAUGGGCGCCUGAUUUGGUCGUUUCUGGACACAGAAAGAUUCUCAUCUAUCCCUACGUUUACUGGAUGUAAAACCCAUUUUGUCAACGUCAAUAAAUGCAAAAGGAAGCCACCAAAAGGGCUUUGUCUUUUCCGUUUUAUUUUCCUUUUUUCCUUUUUUCCUUAUUUUACCUUCAGGGGCGAGUCCUUUAUAAGAAAUGAAAAUCUCAUGCCAAUCUAUUACUGUGGGGUUGUUGAGCAUGCUUUGUCUCUGAUUGGUGUGCUGCCGCCAUACCUUUUAUCUUUAGUGUGCUUUAUCAAUUUUUGCUAAGUUUCAAAGAUUUUGGGAGUUUGGGGCAUUUGUGGUAGGCGGGUGAGGCAUUUGGGCGUGCGUUCUGUGGCCUGUUUGGUGAAGGGCAAGAUGAGUUCCUAUGGGAUGCUUGCUAGGAGGGUUGUGGAGACAGAGACACCAGUGAUGGUUCAGAUACAGGAAUUGAUCAGAGGUGCUGGGGAUGCUAUGUCACUGGCUCAGGGGGUAGUUUAUUGGCAACCACCCAAGCAAGCAUUGGAGAAAGUAAAGGACCUUGUAUGGGAACCUUCAGUCAGUCGUUAUGGUGCUGAUGAUGGUCUUCCUGAGCUCAGGGAGGCAUUGGUAGAAAAGCUGCGUCAGGAAAAUAAGUUAUAUAAAUCUUCAGUGAUGGUUACUGCAGGAGCAAAUCAGGCAUUUGUGAAUCUCGUUCUUACAUUAUGUGAUGCUGGAGAUUUGGUUGUUAUGUUUGCACCAUACUACUUCAAUGCAUACAUGUCCUUCCAGAUGACAGGUGUUACUAACAUAUUGGUGGGUCCUUCUAAUCCGAAGACUCUUCAUCCAGAUGCAGAUUGGUUGGAAAAAAUAUUGUUGGAAACUAAACCAGCACCAAAGGUUGUAACUGUUGUGAAUCCUGGUAACCCAUCUGGGACCUACAUUCCAGAGCCUCUGCUUAAGAGGUUUGCAGAUCUCUGCAGAAAUGCUGGAUCUUGGCUUGUUGUAGAUAAUACAUAUGAGUACUUUAUGUAUGAUGGUCUUAAGCACACAUGUGUAGAGGGUGAUCACAUAGUGAACAUUUUUUCCUUCUCAAAAGCCUAUGGGAUGAUGGGAUGGCGAGUUGGUUAUAUAGCAUACCCCUCAAAUGUGGAGGGCCUUGGCGCACAACUCCUCAAAGUCCAAGACAACAUACCCAUCUGUGCUUCAAUAUUCUCACAGCACCUGGCCCUAUAUUCACUAGAAAUGGGACCUGAGUGGGUGACUAAACAAGUGAAAAGCCUUGUCAUUAACAGAUCUCUCAUAAUGGAUGCACUCUCCCCACUGGGAAAAGAUUCUGUGAAAGGUGGAGAAGGUGCUAUUUACCUGUUUGCAAAACUUCCAGACAAAUAUCAUGAUGACUUUGAGGUGGUUCGCUGGCUUGCACGGAAGCAUAGGGUGGUUGUGAUCCCAGGAAGCGCUUGCGGAACUCCAGGGAGUCUGAGGGUCUCUUUUGGGGGGUUGAGGGAGGAUGAGACCCAAAUCGCUGCAGGAAGGCUGAAGAAAGGAAUUGAGGAACUGGUGAGGGAUGGGAUGUUGCAGUAACCUCUUAACAUUCUAUUCAAUAUUGAAACUGGGAGCCCUUUGGCCGGUUUUUGCAAGUUCAAAACUGGUGCAAGUUCUGUCCCAAAAUAAUUGGAGGAUUCAUGCCUGUUAAGUCCUCUGAAAUCACAACAUUUAUUUCAGUUACAUAUAUCAGGAAUACCCUCUUAACAUCUGCAUGUAUUACCACUAUACUACAGUGAUUUUUAUGCAUAACCACUUUUCAUGGUUCA
Vitis vinifera (wine grape) is the source of this 2385-nucleotide messenger RNA. Its product is annotated as aromatic aminotransferase ISS1. Gene Ontology annotation, molecular function: catalytic activity; pyridoxal phosphate binding. Lineage: Eukaryota; Viridiplantae; Streptophyta; Magnoliopsida; Vitales; Vitaceae. The coding region runs from base 971 to 2155 and encodes 394 amino acids. The record is from RefSeq and is a predicted model, not a curated record. The transcript is spliced from 9 exons. Gene Ontology annotation, biological process: biosynthetic process.